This is a messenger RNA of Boleophthalmus pectinirostris (great blue-spotted mudskipper), 4158 nucleotides long. RefSeq names its product metalloreductase STEAP3. Lineage: Eukaryota; Metazoa; Chordata; Actinopteri; Gobiiformes; Gobiidae. Gene Ontology annotation, cellular component: endosome; plasma membrane. Gene Ontology annotation, biological process: copper ion import. Gene Ontology annotation, molecular function: ferric-chelate reductase (NADPH) activity; cupric reductase (NADH) activity. The transcript is spliced from 6 exons. Bases 53 to 1516 code for a protein of 487 amino acids. The record is from RefSeq and is a predicted model, not a curated record.
AGGAAGAAACGACGCACAACGAGGAGCCAGGCGGCGAGACUGGUUGCUAAGCAUGCCUGAUGACAUGGACAAACCUCUGAUCCGUGACCGGGGCGCCAGACUCCUGGAGGCCGCUCAGUCUGAACCUGGGUCUCCUCAGGUCGGGAUCUUGGGCACAGGGGACUUCUCUCGCUCUCUGGCCCGCCGUCUGGUCGCGGCCGGGUACCAGGUGGUGGUGGGCAGCCGUAACCCAAAACGAUCGGCUGCUCUGUUUCCUGAUGAGGCUGAGGUGGUGUCCCAACUGGAAGCCGUGAGCCAGGCUGACAUACUCUUCGUGGCCUUAUUCCCAGAGCAUUACUCGUCUCUGGUGGAGCUGAAGCAGGCUUUGGCCGGGAGGGUCCUGGUGGAUGUGAGUAAUGGGCUGUACCUCAGUCAGAUCGGACCCUCAAACGCCGAACAGCUCGCCGCCAUGUUUCCCGAGAGCCACGUGGUCAAAGGGUUCAACACCAUCUCCGCCUGGACGCUACAGACCGGACCCAGAGAUGGUAGUCGACAGGUUUUUCUGUGCAGUGACAGUAGCGCGGCCAAAGUUUCGGUCUCUCAGCUGUGCCGGAGAAUGGGCUUCAUCCCUGUCGACAUGGGCCUUUUAUCUGCCUCUUUGGAAAUCGAAAACAUGCCUUUAUAUCUAUUCCCGUCAUGGAAAAUCCCGGUGCUCCUCUCUUUCGCGCUUUUCCUAUUUUUUUACCUGUACAACUUUGUCCGAGAAGUCUUGCAUCCUUACUUGACGUCUAACAAAUACACUUUCUACAAAAUGCCGAUUGAGUUGGUGAAUGUGACUCUGCCCUGUGUGGCGCUGGUGAUGCUUACGCUCGUCUACGUGCCAGGUCUAUGCGCGGCGUUCCUGCAGUUGAGGUGGGGGACGAAAUACAAGCGAUUCCCGGACUUUUUGGAUAAAUGGCUGAUUCGGAGGAAGCAGUUUGGGUUGUGUAGUUUUCUCUGUGCUGCAUUACACAUGAUCUACAGUCUGUGUUUACCGAUGAGGAAGUCUGCACGCUACACGAUGCUAAACCAGGCUUUUAAACAGGUGAAAGCUGGCAUAGAGGACUCGUGGGUGGAUGAGGAGGUGUGGAGGAUGGAGCUGUACGUUUCCGUGGGGAUAAUGGCGAUCGGGCUCCUGUCUCUGCUCGCCGUCACGUCACUGCCCUCUGUGGCCAACACAGUCAACUGGAGAGAGUUCAGCUUCAUACAGUCGUCUCUGGGCCACUGCGCUCUGUUCAUGGCCACACUCCACACCUGUCUGUUCGGCUGGACCAGAGCGUUCGACCCAAAGCAGUACCACUUCUACCUCCCCCCCACCUUCCUCCUCGUGGUCAUCCCCCCCGUCCUGGUCCUGAUUCUCCGCUCGCUCCUCUUCCUGCCCUGCGUCGCUCUCAAACUCGGGAAAAUCCGCCGAGGCUGGGAGAAGAGUCGGAAUAUUAGAUUCACGCUGCCAGACGAAGACGGCCGCAACGGGCUGGAAGAUGUCAGCCAUGUCUGAGAUCAAGCUAGUAUGCUAACUCCCGCCGGAAUGAAUGACGAAUAUAUCCUUGAAACGCAUUGAAGGCUCCUCUCCAGGCUUUUCUAACUGUCCUCUAAAUCUGUAGAGUUAAAAGCAUAAUGUAGAUAUUUUCCAAUGAACUUUGUUGCACUAAGUUGUAUGUUUGUGUUUGUAUUUUCAGUGUUUCUGUUGUACAAAAAUCAGGCGUAGCAUUUUAACUACUGACAAGUGAAGUGUACGUUAUGUUUUUAUCAUGGUCACUCUUUGUAAGUGGCAUAUUUUAAAGAUGGGGUAAAACUUUUGUACCCUGUUAUCAUCAAAGAUCAAAAACAUGCCAGAAUAUAGUAUUUUCAACACGAUAAAGGCAACAUGGUGAUUGAAAUAUGUAAACGGCUAGCACUUAAUUCUAAAUCUUUAUUUUAUAUCGCACGCACACACACGCCACUUUCAUACUAGGCAAUGUGGGUGAAGUGUCUUGCCUAAAGACACAACAACGUUUUUUGUGACUGGCGCCCCCCUGUGGCACCUGAUUUUCCCACUAUUCUCCCAUCCAAGUACUAACCAGGCCCGACCUUGCUUAGCUUCUGAGAUCUGAUGGGAUCAGGCUUUGACAAGUUGGUAUGGUCACGUAAUUCCUCCUCGUCUUCAAAUUUGAUGAGUUAGAACAGUGGUGACAAGCCCAAACAUACAAUAUUUUGAUGGAAACAAUGACACCAAUUAAGUAAAUACUAUGAGAAAAUCUUUCAUUCAGAUUUGGUUUUAAACAUGACUUACUGUUGCAGGGACUGAUAGGGCUAUGAUUGGCAUAUUUUCUUACCGGUGAGUGGACCCUGGCCUCUAAAAGAAAUUUGUGGUGAUCUCAGCUCUGCCCAGUGAGUGCGAUUGUGUCCUUGAGCAAGUCACUUCACCCACCAGUUCAGUAUUAAGGAUUGGCUGUAGAUCUAUCCUUUUAAAAAGAUCCAAUCCAACUUUAUUUUUAUAGCACAUUUUACCAACGCAAACACUCCAAAGCGCUGCACAGAGUAGGCACAAUAUAAAUUAACACAUUAAAUACAAUAAAGCAUAAAAUAAAUAAAUAAGUGAGUCAGUAAAAAACAAAAAAUGCUAAAGUUAGCAAAUAGAGAAAUAGCCAAUAAAAUCAAUAAAAAAACAGUCAGAGGACCGCACAGUUCUCACGGCGUGUUAAAAGCCAGUGAGUAAAAGUGUGUUUUUAAAUGAGACUUAAAAGAAUCGACUGAAGAAGGGGGAGAGCGUUCCAAAGUUUGGGGUUAACCACCGAAAAGGCCCGGUCAACCCCUGCUUUUGAGUCUCGUUUUUUUUUUGGGGCGACAAGUUGUAGCUGGCCCUCAGACCUCAGCGCGCGAAGGAGUGUAGCGAUGAGGGAAUCAGGUCUGAAAUGUACGUUGGGGCCAGUCCAUGACGUGCUUUAAAAGCGUGUUUCCCAAACGUUUUUUCUGGGGUACCCUAUUUUAAAAGUCACAAACCUUGGCGACCCAAGUCAAUAGACAUUAUUCGUAAAUCACAAAAAAAGGUGGAUUUGACCAUUAUUGAACAUUAAUGAGGAUAUUUUAUUGUUGACUGAGUGAUCGUGUCUCUGAACAAUUAGUAUUACUCAAGUUUUAGUCAUUGAAGCAGCAAUAAAAUGUACGCAUAAGUCGCCUAUUUGGACAUUAAAUGUAGCCCAUUUCUGUUUCUUUUCAACAUUCAAUUGAACCAGCAAUAUUGAAACAAAAUAGUCAAUAAAAUAAUUACAAAAAGACACUUCUAAUGCGAUAGGUGGGAAUGUCUGCGUUUUUGUAGCGCAAUCCAGUCCAGGGUGAAGCAAGAGAGCACAACAGGCACUUAUCAGACGACCCUAAAAAAAUCUCUUGCGAACCACCUGAGGAUCGCGACCCAGUCUUUGGGAAACAAACAAUAACAUUUUUAAAUUAACUCUAAAAUGAAUGAGGAGCCAGUGCAAUGAGAAUAGAAUAGGUACAAUGUUUUCUCUAUGAUGUGUGCCGGUUAAAAGACGUGCUGCAGAAAGAUAUAAAGCUGCACGAAGAAUCAUGACUGAAAAAUUGCUAGAAUUAAGAAUAAAUUAAUUGACUAAUGAUCAAGAAAAACUGGGUCAGAGAAUCCGCUCGUCUCGCGUAGGACUUUCCCAGUGUCUCCAGAUAGAUGGUUAUAAUGUUAUGGCCCACUGCUUUAUUCAAUCACAAGUUUUCUCCUUGAACUUCUGUUAAUUUCAUGUUGUACUAAUGAGGUGUGCUUUGUGUCACCUGUUUUGCUCCUUGUUUUGAUGCUGCUGUUUUGACUCAUGCCACACUGGCCCCGGUCAACAGCCUUUAAUUAGCAGGACACUCUACGACACUCUAUUAUUUAUUAAUUUUUAUCUUUAUGUCAGUGUCACGAAAAAAAAAAUUAAAUAAAUAAAAAAUCAACUGUAGGUAUGUCACUUUUACUUUUACUAUUCCUAAAAAAAUUUAUUUAUUAACAUUAUUUGAAUCAGAUGUAUAUUAUGCAGAGAUUAAGACUAUAAAGAUUUAAGAUUUUUUUUUUAUCUGUUUGUGCCAAAGAUGUUACUUGAUCUUUUUAGUACAAUGUAAAAUGUGUGUAUGCAAACAUUCUUACACUGUACAUUAAAAUGCUUUUUUCUAGUU